Messenger RNA from Cimex lectularius (bed bug), 1119 nucleotides. RefSeq names its product zinc finger A20 and AN1 domain-containing stress-associated protein 6-like. Bases 246 to 1103 code for a protein of 285 amino acids. Gene Ontology annotation, molecular function: zinc ion binding. The record is from RefSeq and is a predicted model, not a curated record. NCBI's taxonomy places the organism in Eukaryota, Metazoa, Arthropoda, Insecta, Hemiptera, Cimicidae. The transcript has a single exon.
GUUUUUAUAACACAAUUAGGAAAGUGUUAAGAACCAUACAUUUAGACAAAAAACAUGUGAGACAUGGAUUGGUAUAUGUAAACAUUUUUAGUUAAAAAAAAAAAAAAUCAAAAGCCAAAAUUCCCCACUCUCAUCUCAAAUAAUAUGUUGCUUAAUGCCAAUAGCGACAGAAGAGAAAAAACUCCCGAUGAUAGAGAAAAUGAUGACUGGUUACUCUUCAUAACUGGGACAGAGAGUUGGCGAGGAUGUCAGAGAACGAAAAUAAAAAGGAUAAGCUCGGCAGUGAAUCGGAAAGACGGAUUGACGAGAGUUCUAAUUCUGAGGUAAACCCUCAUACUAGUGUGACAAGAGCGAAUGAGAACGAACAGACGGAAAAUUCAUCGAGUAGUAAUAUUUCAAAAAAUGACCAAAUAGAUUCUGGUGUGUGUUUGAUAUCAUCUUCUGAUAUUUCGCCUGUAGGAGCGGUAGAAGUACUACCUCAAGCGAUUGAAGUAAACGAUCCUUUAUACAAGUUGAUCCCGGAGACGUUGAAAGUCGAAUGCCCAUCGGUUACAAAAGUAAGAAAAAAUCUUGAAAUCCCAUUCACCAUAUUUGAAAGUGACGAUAGCGAAGAUUCCAAAAUGAAAGCUUCUAAAGAUACAAAGGAAGUCGAGAGUAAUUGCCCGCUUGUUAAAAGAGAUACCGAACAAGACUCAUUUAUGGUUCCAAGUUGCAGCUCGUGUACAAUCCCUUCCGCAUACAAUGUGAAUUUGCCAGCGACGAGCGACCAGGAUUUGAAGAGUGAAAAAGAAAUCACACUCCCUGCAGAAUCUUUUGAAUUUAUCCUCAAUGACCCAUCAAAUCCGUCUCACAACUUCAACCCAGACAACUCCACGAUCCUGGUCCCUACCGAUAAUCAAAAGUUGAAAAAGGCAAACAGGUGUGCUGUCUGCAAGAAAAAAGUCGGCCUGACAGGGAUUGUCUGUCGUUGCGGAGACGUUUUUUGUUCCAUACAUCGCUACACUGACAUGCACGAAUGUCCGAUCAACUACAGGGAACUCGGGGCAGAAGAGAUUCGCAAAAAGAACCCUGUCGUUAAAAAAGACAAAGUCAACAAAAUAUAACCUUUAAUAACAUUGA